CCAGCGGCUUUGGGUAUCUUCAUCUUUUCGAUAUUGACGGCGCUCUACAAUUGAUCCGCCGCAGCGACGGGAUGAACUACGGCGCUUAUGGCCGCCUUAUCCAGCACUGCACCGAUCAACGAUUCUUCCGCCUCGGUAAGCAGCUUCACGCUCGUCUUGUUUUAUCAUCAGUCGCUCCGGAUAACUUCCUCGGAUCGAAACUCAUUGCCUUAUACUCAAAAUCCGGCAGCCUUAGAGAUGCGUAUAAUGUGUUUGAUAGCAUUUCUCACAAAAACAUUUUCUCUUGGAAUGCUUUGUUUAUCAGCUACACUCUUCACAAUAUGCACGCUGAUAUGCUGAAGCUGUUUUCGUCUUUGGUUAAUUUAAAUUCGACGGAUGUGAAGCCUGAUAAAUUUACGGUUACUUGUGUUUUGAAAGCGUUGGCGUCUUUGUUUACGAAUUCGAUUUUGGCUAAGGAAGUUCAUUGUUUCGUUCUUCGACGAGGGCUAGAAUCUGAUAUUUUUGUUGUCAAUGCUUUAAUUACUUUUUACUCGAGGUGUGAUGAGCUGGCUUUAGCGAGAAUUAUGUUUGAUAGAACGCCUGAGAGAGAUAUAGUGUCUUGGAAUGCGAUGGUGGCUGGGUACUCGCAGGGUGGGUUAUAUGAAGACUGCAAGGAACUAUUUAAAGCGAUGUUGGGUUCAGGAGAGCCGAAGCCUAAUGCAUUAACCGCAGUCAGUGUUUUGCAAGCUUGUGCUCAUUCAAAUGAUCUAAUUUUUGGGAUGGAAGUUCAUAAAUUCGUCAAUGAAAGCGGGAUUGAAAUGGAUGUUUCACUAUUCAACGCUGUUAUUGGAUUAUAUGCAAAGUGUGGUAGCUUGGAUUAUGCACGGGAGUUGUUCGAAGGAAUGCCUGAGAAAGAUGAGGUCACCUAUGGCUCAAUGAUAUCAGGCUACAUGGUCCAUGGUUUUGUUAACCAAGCAAUGGAUCUUUUUCGAGAACUGGAAAGGCCAGCAUUGAGCACAUGGAAUGCUGUGAUUUCUGGUCUGGUUCAGAACAACCAACAAGAUGGAGUUGUAGAUAUAUUUCGAGCAAUGCAAUUGCAUGGUUGCAGACCAAAUACUGUGACACUUGCGAGCGUUCUUCCCAUUUUCUCACACUUUUCAACCCUGAAAGGUGGGAAAGAAAUUCAUGCUUAUGCUGUUAGAAACGCCUACGAUGGGAAUAUUUAUGUUGCUACUGCCAUCAUUGAUUCUUAUGCUAAGUCUGGUUACCUCCAGGGGGCACGCCAAGUUUUUGACCAAUUAAAACGUAGGAGUCUAAUCAUUUGGACUGCAAUAAUUUCAGCGUAUGCUGCGCACGGAGAUGCUAAUGCGACUCUAAGUCUUUUUUAUGAGAUGCUGACAAAUGGCAUUCGACCUGACCCGGUAACCUUUACAUCAGUAUUAGUUGCCUGUGCCCAUUCAGGAGAGUUGGAUGAAGCCUGGAAGAUAUUUAAUGUCUUGUUACCAGAGUUUGGGAUUCAACCACUAGUCGAGCAUUAUGCUUGCAUGGUUGGAGUCCUUAGUCGAGCAGGAAAGCUCUCUGAUGCAGUUGAAUUUAUUUCUAAAAUGCCAAUUGAACCUACUGCAAAAGUUUGGGGUGCUUUGCUCAAUGGGGCUUCUGUUGCUGGUGAUGUUGAACUUGGAAAGUAUGUUUUCGAUCGUCUCUUUGAUAUCGAGCCUGAAAAUACUGGUAACUACAUCAUCAUGGCUAAUUUAUAUUCACAAUUUGGAAGGUGGAAAGAAGCUGACAAUGUUAGGGAUUUGAUGAAGGAAGUUGGAUUGAAGAAGAUCCCGGGUAGUAGCUGGAUAGAAACAAGGGAAGGGCUGCAGAGUUUUGUAGCUAGAGACACUUCAAAUGACAGGACUCCAGAGAUUUAUGGAACGUUGGAAGGAUUGGUUGGGUUGAUGAAAGAAGAAGGACUCAUUCAGCAACAUGAGAUAGAUGACGACUGUGGCAGUGGUUAGCGCAUGGGUGAUCAUCCAAGGAAGCAUGGAACAUAUAACAAGACGACCUAUGAAGCACAUUGGUGUACCAUUCCUCUGCUUGGAUCACGCUCCUCGAAGAUAAACUAGCUUGUUGCAUGACAGGAGAGUCCAUAGCAUUAGUCAUUCCUUGAAACGUUGUGGACUUAUAUCUGAUUUCAUCUCAACAAGCCAAUUGAGAACCGCGCAAACUAGCUGCAGAAAAAUGGUUCUCCAUUGACCAAAGCUGUUCUUUCUGCUGGCAAUUAACUUGCCCUCUCUAUUUAUAGGCCAAGCUAUCUGUGUAGGCACAGUAGGUUCACAGAAGCAUAAUGUUGAAGGCUGCUAGAAUUCGUCCGGAAGGGGUAAAUAUAUUCAUGAAUGCGACUACGAAUGAAAAAGGAGUUUGAUAUUUAGCUCUGCUGGUGGGUAAUAAGGAUUAUUUAGUUCAUAAUAGUAUAUGAUUCAAGAGUUCCAGAUUACAUUUCUGACAUGAGAGAAAGGUAGGCAGCAAGUUGAAUGGUUACUUAAUAGAUUUGUAGCCUGAUGAAGAUGGUUAUAUGUCGUUAGUUGAGAGCUAGACAACACUGCAGCUUGUAGGCUUUGUUAAUUUCGGAUUCCCAAAGGAUGCCGAAAAUGGACCCAGAUCGAUGCUUAUCGUAUAUAAUAUUUGAUAAUCCCCACAAAAGCAUUACUUUAUGCUCCGUAUAAUUGUAAGGUGAUUUUGGAAUGCACUUUAGUAUUUCUUUCAACGGAGGUGGGUGACACUUCACUUUCAAAAGGCUGUUGCGUUCCUUGCUUCAGAUAUCUCAAUCACGAUGCCUUCAGUUGAAACCACUCAACUUCCCUCAAGCUGCAUCUUGCAGGUAUGAAAGGAAAAUUGCUAAUAUUAAAUUCUUUCGUACAACUGCCUUGAAGCUUAAUAAAAUAAAUGUAGUGAUUUAGCUUAGUAUAGCCGACAAUAAUAUUUCAUAUUAAAUAGUAGCUUGUUCACUAAAUCCUUUACUUAGUAUACUUCAUUGCUUCUGACUCGUUA
This is a messenger RNA of Cucurbita pepo subsp. pepo (vegetable marrow), 3015 nucleotides long. The record is from RefSeq and is a predicted model, not a curated record. Lineage: Eukaryota; Viridiplantae; Streptophyta; Magnoliopsida; Cucurbitales; Cucurbitaceae.